Molecule: messenger RNA, 1722 nt
Organism: Amblyraja radiata (thorny skate)
Lineage: Eukaryota; Metazoa; Chordata; Chondrichthyes; Rajiformes; Rajidae
Product: tyrosine-protein phosphatase DSP2-like
Exons: 6
Coding region: 270-1145 (291 amino acids)
Biological process (GO): dephosphorylation
Molecular function (GO): phosphoprotein phosphatase activity
Source: RefSeq, a predicted model, not a curated record
AUAGGAUCUUUGCCAAAGAUACCAGAGGAGCUCCUCUAGUAUCUUUGCCCCACGCAACACAAGUGCUGAGCAAAUGUAGCUAGUGAAACCAAAUAUACAAAAUGGGUGUUCCUUCCAGGCUUACGUCUGUUUUGGCUUGAAUAAAUAACAAAUCAAACCCAUGUCGGAGAGGAAUUGACAUCUGCACUAAGGCAAUCGAGCUGCAGCUGCAUCACUUUGGCUACAGCAGGAAUUGCAUUGAAUAGAACUACCCCACUAAAUGUUGAAAUAUGUCAUCAAAAGCAUUGGAAAACAUCGCAAACUUCAGGCAACUCUGCUUGGGCACAGCCAAGAUCUACCGCUCUUCCUUCCCAGAAAGGGCGACAGAGAAAGAUGUGAAAUACCUGAAGGAAACUCUGGGAAUCAAACUGAUCAUUGACUUUCGUGAACCCAAUGAAGAGGGUGACACACCAUAUCUUAGAGACACCUACAAAAGAGUUGUUGUCCGCGAAGUGGAACUUGAAAACAUGAAAGCAAAUUGCACCACAGGGCAGUUUCUGAUAAAGGACAUGCCUCAUGUGCACUUAGCCCUUGGUUUUGUUUCCAAGAAAUAUUAUCGUCUAUUGACAGAUGAUCAUAGGAAAGACCUGGUAGAGAGUUGUUCUCAGACCCCGAAGAAUAUCAUGCAAAAUAUAGCGAAAUGGGGUUUAAAGCAGAUGUACAAGGAUUUCAUUGACACCUCACAGACCUUCAUCUAUACAAUGCUGAAGUUGCUGAGUGAUCCGAACAAUGUCCCUGCUCUGAUCCAUUGCACGGCUGGGAAAGAUCGGACUGGGAUCGCCUCUGCCCUGAUUCAGUCCUGCGUGGGCUUUUCAAAGGAGUGUGUUAUCGAUGACUAUGAAGCCACCACAGAAGGCAUAAAGCCCAUUUAUGAUGAAAUCCGCAAACAUUACAAUGAAGUACAGGGAAUGGCUGAAGAGUUUUUGACUAGUGAACGAGAAACAAUGGCAUCAACUCUGGCCUACAUUGAUGAAAUGCAUGGAUCUGUGCAAGAAUAUUUGAUCAAAUGUGGAUUCAAUAGCCAGGAGCAAGAGAAGCUGAAGAGAAAUAUAAUAAUCACAAAGCCGCAGCAGCAGCAGCAGCAGGAUCAGCAGCAGUGUAUGUAGGAUCAAUCAGCUCAAGGAAUGAUUUGCAAGCCACAAUGUUGUUAUGGUUGAUUCAGAUAAGUCUUUAACUUUGACCACAAGUUUGUGAUUAAGUGGCAUUGGUUAUUUUCUCUGCAUCAUAUCCAUCCUUUAUUUGACUACUAAAAACUCUGUUAGUGUGAUGCCUUUUACUGCAUAGAUUUGAUCCACUGGUUUGGGAUAGCUGCCAUUACAAAAAAUAUAUAUUGUUUUCUGCAGCAUGAUGACACUAAACUCUGUAGUUUGUAAUCCAAAAAAAACUCAGGGCGAAUAGUAAAGUCUAGAUUAAACAUCCUUCAUGUCAAUGCACAUUGUGAUUUAACAUGCAAAAUUCCUUCUUAAAAUCAUUUGUGAGAUUAACUAACAAGUGUUCAGGAGCGACUUGUGUGAAACUUGUUGCUUGUCUCAUUUUCUGUGUAGCUUUAGUCAUUCCCAUAAAUCAUUAAUAAGAAGUUUACAAUCUACGCAAUUAAUUUGCCUUUUUUAUUUUAUCAAGGACUGUUUGCAGAGCUUAUUAUAAACGCAUUCAUGCUGAAAUAAACUUUGGUUUUUCAACCUG